This is a messenger RNA of Paracoccidioides brasiliensis Pb18, 2127 nucleotides long. RefSeq lists its product as uncharacterized. Bases 1 to 2127 code for a protein of 708 amino acids. The transcript has 5 exons. Gene Ontology annotation, cellular component: nucleus. The record is from RefSeq and is a predicted model, not a curated record. Gene Ontology annotation, biological process: DNA-templated transcription. Gene Ontology annotation, molecular function: DNA binding; zinc ion binding.
AUGGGAAUUUCAACUGUCUUGUCGGGGGAAAUCUCGUCAACAGAAACGUCAGGAUGCAGAUAUCCCAGUCUUCUGGUUAUCCUGCACGAAAGGGUUCUCGGAGAAGGCUGGUCCGCUCGUGUUCAGAAUGCAGCCGAAGGAAGCAAAAAGCAAUGGCCGUGUAACAACUGUGCCGGCUCAAGAGCCCAUCUUUGUCGCUACGACCAUACAGUCAAGAGGGUUACGUCAACAGCACAUAGGAGCACGGGAGAGCUAUCACCUCCAACAAUGGCAGUUGAGUUUAGUGAGCAAACCGACUCGGAGAUUCUAGAAAGCUUGGGUUAUGUGGCGGGAAAUGCUAGUCCUCUUGCCAGAGAGGUUUUGGGAGUAUCGCCUUCUGAUAACCCCUUCUUUCCUUCGUCUGGCGUAGGAAAAAUACCAAAUGAUCCACGACGGAGUCAAGUUUCUGUACUUGAAUUAUUUCCAGAUAGGCAUGUUGUCGAUUUCCUUAUCCAAUACUUUUUACAGGAAGUAAAUUGGAUAUAUGAAAUGAUAUAUCCGCCGACCUUUAUGGAGCGAUAUACUUCAUGGUGGUUACAGCCAGCCUAUCAGGAGAGUGACGACAUACAAUUUGGUAUUUUAAUACUCCGGCUCUGUGCGUGUAGCGUACAACUGCUCCCACACCCGAAUUAUCCCCACGAAGGAACGUUCCAAUGCUCGUUGAAGGAGUUGGAAACUCGGUGCAAAAGUUCAGCGAAUAUUCUUGACACCUUUCGUCCAAGACAUAUGUCCUUGACGAGGAUCCAGCAUAUGUUCUACCACGCGGCAUUCCUCACCAACGAGUCAAAUCUGAGAGAAAACUGGAUCAUCCUCAGCGAUAUUGUGAAAGAAGCGCACAUGUUAGAAUUGCAUUUGGAAAACCCAAGGGUCAAGGUUACGGAGUUUGAAAUGGAAAUGAGGAAGCGAAUCUUUGGUACGAUACAUAUGUGGGAUAAGUUGAUGUCAGGACUGCAAGGGCAUUGGCCACUUAUUCCAGAAUCAUAUUGCGACAUUGGACUUCCUCGAGAUGCGCUUCCCGCGUCACCUUCAGUGCCUGGAGCUCCUACUCCAUUUACCGAUAGAAUUAUCCAUAUGAGGCUUGCCAAAGCUCUGAGUUUCAAAAAUAAAUCUGAAGAACUGAAGUCCAGAUCACCGAAUCUUGCUUCGAUACCAGCCAUCGCUGAAAUGAUUGAGACCGAAAUUAUAUCCUCACUACCUUCCGUAUACAGCCUUUCAGAUUAUGAUGAACAGUUUAAUACCAUCCUACCCAGCAUUCCUUUGAAGCGUGAGCAGUUGCGUGUAACAAUUACUGGUUCGCUCGCCAUGGCUCACCGGACCUUUACGGGAAUGCUGCACGAUCCAAACUUUACCGACUUAUCGUCUACCAAAGAGCAGAAGGCGGCCUUUAAGCUUCAAAAGAAGCUGAUUGAGUACUCUAUAGAUACCUUGCGAUCAGUGAUACGACUAGCAGACAUGCUUCCUGGUGGUUGUAAAAAGUUGUUUCUGAUUAGUCUCGUGCCACUAGAGACGUCUGUUGUCCUUGGUCUCUGCCUCAGGGGCAUCCGCAGAAAUAGGCGAGCAUACGUAAGCCUCUCUCGCCAGGGACUUGCAGCAUUCACGGAAAAUUCGGAACUUGAAAAUUCCGUAAAUACCGCGUUCCUUGAAGGCCUGACGUUUUUGGGUGAUCUGGCACAAUAUUCACCGAUAGCCGCGAAGGGGUUACAGAUAGUGAAAUCAUUGCAUCAAAAGCUGCAGAAGGACGCCACUAUUGACGUCGCUGAACACGGAUUGUAUUCUCAAGCUUCCACCCGACUCCAGCAAGAGCAGCAACAGCAGAGUACGCAACAAGCAGCAACUUGGGGCCAGGUGUCUGAUUCCGAGAUAAUGACAGGUUCGGCCAUUGCGAGCGAACAAGUUGGGAAUAUGUUGGCUGGGGCUCCCAUUAGCACAAGCUCCGAAAUGGGAAUGGAGCUAUAUGGAUGGUCGCAGAUAACAACGCCGCCACAUCCACAACCAGAUUUGCACCAAUAUGCUCAGGAAACGUCAGCGCCAAACUUGUGGUACUACGAUGAUACGCUUGUUGAGCGUUAUGCAACAAGCGCUCUGUGA